AUGCUUCAUAGUGAAGACAACAACGGCGGCAAUCCGUUACGUUCUAUCGGUGUAGAUGAUGAUGUCUAUACGGGAGAGUUAAAAGAGGAUAUCAAGGACGUGGCAAGAGCCGUGUUGAAGGGUGAUAGGGAUAUCACCAAGCUCCGAUCGUUCUACUGGCCGCGGUUUUUGCGGACAGUAGUGGAAGCCUCGGACUGUGAGGGUAAUCGGAAACACUACCGCGCGUUGUCGUCCAAGCAUCAGCCUAAGAGUGGCGGUCUGCUGACCACACAGUUCAAGGGCAUGGACCCCAACGUUUGCAAUCCUCUGUCGAAGGCAUCAGAGAACCCAUGGAAUCAAGAGCAUAAGAAAACAGACAUUCUCAACGAGAUCUGGGUGGACGUUUCUCGCACUAACUAUAGUAAUAGGGAGUGGUUCAGUAUAGAGGACAAUCAGAGGAGUAUGCAGAGAAUACUAUAUGUGUGGUGUAAAGAGCGUAAUAAGGACUAUCGCCAAGGCAUGAGCGACAUCGCUACUGUAUUGUUGUACGGCCUAGUUGGUGAUGAUACCGACAACUGUAUUGGACGGCAUGGGCUGGCGGAUGGUGAAGCAGAUGCUUUCAUGUUGUUCGAUACAGUCAUGUCUGGCACUAUACAGCAUGCUGAGAUGUUCUAUUCGGAAUCGACAGGGAAUGGUAACACUCUGUUGCCGUCGCAAAGUCAACCGAAGUCGAAGAUUUUAAAGAGGUGUGAAUACGUGUUCGAUAAACUGUUGCCUCAAGCUGACGAGGACCUCAGUAACCACCUUCAUAACUCGGCUAAGAUUGCACCGUCCCUCUUCUUGAUGCGGUGGAUACGCCUCAUAUUUGCUCGAGAGAUGCACGUUGUAGAAGUCCUACGGCUAUGGGACUUCAUAUUCGCCGACUCCUACCUACAUUGGUCGGCGACUGGUGAGCUCUCGAUGCCCUUAGUAGACUUUAUGGCCGUCUCCAUGAUUCUACAAGUCAGAAGUACCCUUAUCAAUGGAGAUAAUACAGCGUGCUUGCAGCGCCUUAUGCGGUACCCACCGGUCGACUGCGUGGAGCCUCUGGUUGGUAGAGCUCUGCGAUUACGAGACGGCGAUGCUGCUCUUAGUCCCCGAAUAGUGUGUGAUGAUACCGUUGAAGAUGAUGAAAAGGUUCUGACGAUGACUAUGGAGGGAAAGAGUAAGCUCGCACCACAAUUGCAAGUGAGCCCCGAGGAGCCCCUUCAACGAGCACCUCAGAUUGACCCUCUUAUGGUUGGUUUCCCAUUGGAAACACGCUAUGAUGCCAUGAUCGUUGAUCAGGGCGAACACACAUCUCUGUCGUCUCUGUUCGGCACAGUGGUUCAUACAGCAGUGGGUGCAUUAUCAACAGCUAUUACGGAAGGUCGAGCUCUGCCGCAGUCGUAUGCUAAUAAGUCGAACACAGCAGAGCAGGCGGGUAGCCCGACCGUGGUGCCCCCCGAGCAAAUUCGAAUGCCUCGGGAUCUCGCUGACUCGUGGGAUGAUGAGACAGUUGCUGUUGAGCACGAUAAAGGCAGCGAUGAGGAACUAUCCAUAGAGUGUGAUCAGAAUCUGAUUGAACGAGUUAUGUGGCUAUAG
Molecule: messenger RNA, 1602 nt
Organism: Perkinsus marinus ATCC 50983
Lineage: Eukaryota; Perkinsozoa; Perkinsida; Perkinsidae
Exons: 14
Coding region: 1-1602 (533 amino acids)
Biological process (GO): activation of GTPase activity
Molecular function (GO): GTPase activator activity
Source: RefSeq, a predicted model, not a curated record